This is a messenger RNA of Microthlaspi erraticum, 216 nucleotides long. NCBI's taxonomy places the organism in Eukaryota, Viridiplantae, Streptophyta, Magnoliopsida, Brassicales, Brassicaceae. The record is from the annotation of a GenBank genome assembly.
AUGGAGCUGCUUGAAGUGCAAAUCCUAUGGUCUUUUGGAGCAUUCUGGAGCAUAUGGGACGUGAGGAGCAUGGAAGGACUUGGGCAUGGACGCAGCUCAACUGGAUACGCAAAGGAAGAAGGAGGAAGCCAUCUUGAAGACCAGCUCGACCACCUACUCGACCAACCGGUCGAGUUCCUCAACUCGACCGGCCAAGCUUCAACUCGAUCGAGCUGA